UAACCGUAAUAAACGUGCAGCUAGCUGUUCAAACUACAGUUCUGAUAGCCGAGGAAUGAAAGAAUGUAGCUUAAAACACUCCAAUGAGGCCUUUGCAGAGCAGUGGCGCUCUGACUCCCGCUGUUUUCACCAGAGGGGGAAGCUUGCUGUGAUGUGCGCUCGCCUGGUCGCUCAGUUUGAACAGUUAUUAUACGGUUUGAACCGCUUGGCUUAGACCCGGGUGGGGGAGCACUGUUUGAAGGUUGCUUGGAAACCCAAGCAAUGCUCCUGUCAAUCAAGUCAAGCUGGAAAGGAGUCUACGAACUUUGUUUCAUACCAUUCAGAAAGUAAGUGUUGCAUUUAUGGUUACAUUUAAACAAUGAGAAGGAACAAUUUACGCUGCUUAUGUUUUAAAAAUAUGGGCUACCUGGCUGUGUAAUGUAAAUGUGAAAUGUAAAGCUAUCGAGAAAUGUUGUAUAUGUCACAUUACAGUCUUAUUUGCGCACUAUGCACACUGUUCAACCAAAUGCACAUAUGCAUGGACUUUUCAUUAGAGUGCAUGAAUUCUAAUGGAACCACCAUCAAAUCAACUCAGAGCUGGAUGCUUUAUCAGAUGUGUUUUUUUUAACAUUCUUGAAACAUUGGAAUUUGUAAUGCUGUUUCCAAAUUGUAAGCCUACAGGACAGCUUUCCUACUCGGUCAGUGGAAGGAAUUCCACAAUCACUGUAAACUACAAAGUGUAGGUUUGCAUGUGAGCUGGCCAUAGUGCCACCAGAAUGUAUUGGCUUCUUUGUGAAAGGAAGCUCAGCAGCCUUAAGGCCCCCAGUCUAAGGCUCUGGGUUUCCAGAGCAACCCAUGACCAACGACAAACCCCACUCACCACCGCCAACAUUACUUUGCUAUUAGGUAUUCGAGAAAGUUGUGUCUGUAUUUCUGAGUGUGUUUUACAGGAAAUGGCCGAUGGCAGUUUUGAAGGGGCAGAAAGAGACGCUGCAGAAGACACAGAUGAGCUUCUUUACACUGACCUGGAUGAAGACAGCAAUGCCCCUCUGCCACAGGAUCACUGUGACCUCCUCCUAGAUGCCAUCGAUGCCCAGCUGAGCCGCCUGCAGAUGCAGAGACAUAGCAAUGGGAUUGAAGGUAUCUCCAGAAAACAUGAUUGCCUCAAUACAGCUCAUCUUAGCAGUAGCCAGUCUGUGAGCAGGGAUACAGGACUGGGAAGUACCAUCCCCACUAACGACACCCCAAUCUCUUGUCUUGACGUGGUACGCUCUGAGACCAGGGACCUAUCUUCAGUGCCUGGUCCUCCCAGCACUAGCAGUGUUCGUACAGGGGUUCUCACUGAGGCCUGUUCCAGUCUGGAGCCUGAGGGAACCAAGGAGAACAGGCACCAUGCUGCUAGAACCACCACCAGACACCUGGCAGGAGUGCCUGUGUGGAAUUUUGACACAGUGACCAUAGACAGUGACCUGGACUCAGUACGCACAGAGAAGGUCUGGCAACACGUCCACAGCAGGCCAGGAUACCUGUCAGCCAUUCGGUCUGUCAGCCGCGUGGAUGGUCUCGACACUGACCAGAGUGACUAUGACACACCCACUCUGGAGCCAAGGAAUCUCAAGUUUACUCCAGCACUGAUAGCUAGCAAUGGAAAUGUGACCAGUGACAGUCUACCUCUUCGUAAAGCACACAAAAGCAGAAGAGACACUCACAGGUGUGGGCUCUCUGUGGAUGAUGAUGAUGAUGAGGACACAGAUGAGGGCUGUGUCCGCUGGAGGAGGAGACGUAGGCCUGACAAGGACACAGGGGGACAUGUGUGUACGCAGAGGCCUGGGGGUCGUCUGGAGGAGGUGAGGUCAGACUGGCUACAGAUGGAGGAGGAGCUGGCGACCCUCAGACAGGACUGUGAGAAGGAGGAGAAGAGGCUGAGGAUGAAGAGAGCUCAGCUGUGUGAGACUGAACUGUCCCUCACUGACCUUCUUCAGAAAAGAAAACAUGCCAUGCAGGAGUGGGAGCAGCUGCGUGCGGGGGCAGAGCAGAUGGAGAGGGAGGGGAGGAGUCUGGAGGCCAGCCUGAGAGACAGCAAGGCAGAAGCAGACAGCACCAGUUCUCAGCUGCGCCGGCUGCAGAGGCAGAGGGACUCCUGUUUGCAGGAGGUCAGGGAUCUGAAGGAGGAGCUGGCUGCUCUAUGUAAACACAGAACUGCCUUAAUGGAUGGGACCUGCAUGGACAGGAGAGUGACCAGUGUCAGUAUGUCUGUCCUUGAGAGAGAGGAGUUGGACAGACAGCUGAACAGUGCCAAGACAGAGCUGUUUUCCGAGCAGCGGUGCUCUAGACUCAAACUGGACUCUAUGCAAGAGAAGUUGGACGAAGCUCACGAGGAGCUCCAGCAUGUAACAGAGGAGGAGAAGUUACUGAGGGAUAGGUGUGCAUGUCUGGAGGAGAAACACAGGCUGAAACAGGAGAAGGAUGAGGCAGUGGAGGUGCAGGUGUGUGAGCUACAGAAAGAGCUGGGGGAGAGUGAGAGCAGGGUGGAGAGCAUAGUAGCCCAGAAGGAGCUGCAGCUGCUGGGGUUCCAGGAGGAGAGGAGUGCCUUGCAGGCAGAGAGAGAUGGGCUCCAGGGGGAGCUCCGCAGCCUGAGGAAGCUGCACAGCAUCUCCCUGAGAGAGACCCAGGAGCAGGCACUCACGCAGACGCAGCGGGAGCUGGAGCAGCUGAAGAAAGAGUUGGCUUUGUCUCAUGAGAAACACAUCCAGCAGGCUCAUAUUCAAGCUGAAGAAGAGAAAACAGUUUCUCUCAGAGAACAGGCCCUGUCUCACACACAGCACAUUGAGUCCAUACAGAGCUGCAUCCAGAUGAAGGAGAAGGAGUGGUGGAAGCUGAGGGAGGCUCUUAAGGAGCAGAAGGAGGUGAUGAGGAGGCGAGAGGAGGAGCUGUGUGCGGAAGCUCAGGAGAUGAUGCACGGCACCAUAGAGCGUGAGAGGAAGAAAUGGGCGGCAGAGAAAGAAGCGGCUCUGCAGUUGCAGUGUGGGAUACUGGAGGAGCAAGGCCGGGAGGCUCUGGAGAGAAUGAGGGGAGAGACUGAGAGAGAGAAGAGGAAUGCCUUGGCUCUUCAAAGCAAAGUGGUAGAACUGAGGACAAAAGUGCAGGAGCUGGAAAGUGAGGGCCUUGUGCAACAGAGUGAGCAGGCGUCUGCUCUUGCUGCAAUGCGUAGGUCCCUGAGAGAGAAGCACCAGGUUGAGCUACAGAGACUGCGCAGGCACAUGGAACAGGAGGGCGAGAGGGAAUCGUUGAGGCUGGAGCAGGUCGUCCAACAAGCAGAGGAGCAGGCUGGUAGACUGCAGGUGCUGCUGGGGGAGAGGGAGCACAUCCACAAGCAGGCCACAGCCAGGCUGGAGCAGCAGCACAGACACUGGGCCCAGGAGAUGGGGGCAGAGUGUCAGCAUCUUCAGCACCUGCUGGAACACAGUGGGGCCGUAGGGAGCUCCCUUCAGCUCCCACACAGUCCUACGGUGGCCCAGGCAGUCCAAACCCUGCAGGUCCUCAGAGAGCAGUUGCAGCAGUCAAUCAGUCAACUACAGCAGGAGCUUGACUUACAGAGACGCAGCACUCAGCAGCUGAGCCGGGACAAAGAGCGGGAGUUCCGUAUUCAGAGGGAACAGAUGGAGACGGAGAGACAGCAGGCUCUGGACUCACUGAAGGAGACACUCAUUCAGGAGCACAUUGAGGAGCUGAGCGAUCUGCAGCAGGCCCAGGUGCGGGAGGAAGGAGACGAGACAGGAGGUUUGGCUGCGUCCCUGCGCAGGCAGCUGCAGGCCAAAGACCAGGAACUGCGCCGGGUGCAGAGGAGCAUGGGACAGUGGAAGGAGCAGACCACUGCACGCCUGGCACGCAAGUUUGAGGAGGAGUUGACAGCCGAACUGGAGAGAAAGGCACCUAAGGCACAAGAGGAGAAGCAGAGGAAGCUGGAGAAACUGGAAGGGGAGAUGAGACGCAUUACUGGGGAAUGCACUGACUCUGGAGCUCAGCAAUCAGCCUCCUCUCCCUCACUCCACAUUGGGGAAGCCCCUACCUCCCCCGGGUCCUCAGACCUGGCCUCCUUCAAGCUACUGCGUCACCUCCAGAGCCGGGUCAAACAGCUCCGUGCUGAGAACCAGGCCCAUGCCUGCAGCCCCUCUCAAUUGGGCAGGACCCCUCUAGGCAGGGCCCCAAUGGAGCUGGCUGGGUCCUAUCUGGAGACGAUCACACCAUCCCAGGAAUGCACUCAGUUUUGGAGUCGUUCCCGUUCCAGGACAGUACAGGGUGAAGGAUUGUGAGCUUUGCCAGAUGACGUGUGUGUGUUUGUAAAAUGAAUUACUGGAGGACAGCAAUCUCAAAUCAUUUCAAGGUACUCCUGAAAAGGAUGACACUACAUGAUCAGGGUAAAUGGCCUCAAGGUCAAAAUGGGUUAAGUUGGCAUUCUUCUGCCUUUGGAGGAAUUAAGUCUUACUGCUAGACUAAAGGUUGGGGACUGAGUGAAUGUUUGAUGAACUAACUGACAUGUCUGCAUAGUGCCCAUUCCGGAGCUGUGACUCUUUAGGCAGUGGGAUCAAGCUGAAAUUAGGACCAUUUGAAGAAGAAAGUCAUCUUGUGUCAGUUUCUUUCUAUGUUGCAACAGAGCUAUUGUAAUUAUUAUGCUCAAUGUACACUCACAGGACAGUUUAUUGGGUGCACCUAUUUAGUACAGGGUCGGACCCCCCUUUGCCUCCAGAACAGCCUGGAUUCUUUGGGGCAAGUUGGAAACGUUCCACAGGUAUGUUGGUCCAUGCUGAAGCAAUGGUGUCAUGCAGUUGCUGUAGAUUGAACGGCUGUACCAUUGACAACAGGCAGGAUGGGUCCAUGGACUCAUGCUACUUACGCCAAAUCCUGACUCUGCCAUCAGCAUGACGCAACAGGAACCAGGAUUUGUUGGACUAGGUGAUGCUUUCCACUCCUCAGUUGUCCAGUGUUGGUGAUUGUGUGUCCACUGGAGCGGUUUCUUCUUGUUUUUAGCUGUUAGGAGUGGAACCUGGUGUGGUCGUCUGCUGCAAAAGCCCACCUGUGAAAAUGAUCGACAAGUUCUGAGUUCCGAGAUGCCGUUCUUCACACCACUGUUGUACUGCGCCAUUAUUUGUCUGUUUGUGGCCCGCCUGUUAGCUUGCACAAUUCUUGCCAUUCUCCUUCGACCUCUCAUCAACGAGCUGUUUUCGCCCACAGGGCUGCCACUGACUGGAUGUUUAUUGUUUGUCGCACCAUUCUUGGUAAAUCCUAGACACUGUCGUGCCUGAAUAGCCCAGGAGGGUGGCCGUUUCUGAGAUACUGGAUCGUCCUGGCACGGACAAUCAUACUACGCUCCAAGUCGCUUAUGUCACUGGUUUUUCCCCAUUCUACCAUUCAAAUGGACAGUAACUGAAUGCCUUGAUGCAUGUCUGCCUGCUUUAUAUACCAAUCCACAGCUACGUGAUCCAUUUUUGUGAACGGGGUGGUAUACCUAAUAAACUGGCUAGUGAGUGUACACUAUUUUGUUAGGACCUGGAAUAAACUUUAACAUCUGUGAUGUUUUCAUACUGUAUGUACUGUUGUCCCUUUGGCAUUAAAACAUUGUACAUGAACACCAAAAGCAAUAAAGAAUUUAUUUAGAAACAAA
Molecule: messenger RNA, 5641 nt
Organism: Oncorhynchus nerka (sockeye salmon)
Lineage: Eukaryota; Metazoa; Chordata; Actinopteri; Salmoniformes; Salmonidae
Product: trichohyalin
Exons: 28
Coding region: 756-4292 (1178 amino acids)
Source: RefSeq, a predicted model, not a curated record